Molecule: messenger RNA, 2796 nt
Organism: Drosophila ficusphila
Lineage: Eukaryota; Metazoa; Arthropoda; Insecta; Diptera; Drosophilidae
Gene: vari
Product: protein PALS2
Exons: 10
Coding region: 300-2213 (637 amino acids)
Cellular component (GO): plasma membrane; cell-cell junction
Molecular function (GO): protein binding
Source: RefSeq, a predicted model, not a curated record
ACAAACAUGUUGGUUGUCUUUUAACGCCGACGGAGAAGUUAAUUCCUCCCUUUUAGUGGUUGUUUUUGUUGUUUGCGUGGCGUUGUGUUUAUAACAAUAACAACAAGUGAUUAUUACUUAAAGACAAGUGGAUUGUGUAGCUUAGCAUAUGGCCGAAACAUAAGGCUUAGACCCUUUCCCUUUUUGGUUCGAAAUUCGAGACUUCCUUCUUGUUAUUUGUCUUUGGCUUAUUAUUUUGGCCACCUCCCAGUGGCUGCCUCUUCUUCUUCGACCCGUUCUUCUUCUUCAUUGGCUCCACAAUGGUUCGGUGGAGCGCUCGGUCGCGUCGCGAAGCGCGGCGCCAGGAUAAAAUGGAGCUGUUGGCCAGCAACAACAAAGUGAAUGGCGAGGACGAUACGUCCGAUAACGCCGCCUUCCGCAACUCGGCGGACCUUUCGGACCACGAUGAGAUCUUCCUGAAGGGCCUGCUGCGUAGUAAUCCCAGCACGCCGCACAAGGAGCUGAUGCUGAAUCCGACCGAGCCGCAGCCAGUGCCAUUAUUCCUGCCCGCUCAUCUGAAUAAUAAGCCGAUCUGCGACGACAUCAUCCGCAAGUUCUCACCCUCGAGGCGUCUGGAGUCGCGAGAGCUCGCCAAGCUUCUCGCCCAACCGCAUUUUCGUGCCCUUUUGCGCGCCCAUGAUGAGAUAGGAGCGCUCUACGAGCAACGACUAAAAGCUGCCGGCGGAUCCACCAGCCAACUAGAGAUCUCCAGCCAACGCCAAUCGGGCGGCUACCUGUUCACCGAGGACAUCCUCAACACCAAAAUGCCAGUGGAGACCAUCAAGAUGGUGGGUCUGCGCCGAGAUCCCAGCAAACCGCUCGGCCUGACCGUCGAGCUGGACGAGUACAAGCAGCUGGUGGUGGCCAGGAUUCUGGCUGGCGGGGUGAUCGACAAGCAGAGCAUGCUCCACGUGGGCGAUGUGAUCCUGGAGGUCAACGGCACCCCCGUUCGCUCUGCCGAAGAGCUGCAGGUGGAGGUGUCGCGGGCCAAGGAGAACCUCACCCUGAAGAUCGGACCCAACGUCGACGAGGAGAUCAAGAGCGGUCGCUACACUGUGAGUGGGGGUCAGGUAAAACAGAAUGGCAUCGCGGGUCUCGAAACGGGCAAGAAACUAACGUGCUAUAUGCGUGCGCUGUUCACAUACAAUCCGUCGGAGGAUUCAUUGCUGCCAUGCAGAGAUAUUGGAUUGCCUUUUAAAUCAGGAGAUAUUUUGCAGAUCAUCAAUGUCAAAGAUCCCAACUGGUGGCAGGCCAAAAACAUAACUGCUGAAUCGGAAAAGAUUGGUCUAAUACCAUCUCAAGAAUUGGAAGAACGACGCAAAGCUUUUGUGGCACCCGAAGCAGAUUAUGUUCACAAAAUUGGCAUUUGCGGCACAAGGAUCUCGAAGCGAAAGCGAAAGACCAUGUACCGAUCGGUGGCCAAUUGUGAGUUCGACAAGGCGGAACUGUUGCUUUAUGAGGAGGUCACCCGGAUGCCUCCUUUCCGCAGGAAAACUCUGGUCUUGAUCGGUGUUUCCGGAGUGGGAAGGCGUACGCUCAAGAAUCGUCUGAUUAACAGCGAUGUGGAUAAGUUUGGUGCGGUUAUUCCACACACCAGUCGCCCCAAGCGCGCCUUGGAGGAGAAUGGAACGAGCUACUGGUUCAUGGACCGCGAGGAAAUGGACGAGGCGGUGAAGAACAACGAAUUCUUGGAGUACGGCGAGCACAAUGGCAAUCUGUACGGCACACACUUGCAGUCCAUCAAGGAUGUGAUCAAUAGCGGGCGCAUGUGCAUCCUGGAUUGCGCACCGAAUGCCCUGAAGAUCCUGCACAACAGCCAGGAACUGAUGCCAUUUGUCAUCUUCAUAGCAGCGCCAGGAAUGGAACAGCUCAAAACGAUCUAUGCGGAUCGCAGGGCCACGGGCUCCAAUAGAAAUCUAUCUUUUGAUCGCCAGAGUUCCAUCAGAUUCAGCUCCAGGCGCGCUCGUACGCUCGAAUCCUUAGCAUCUUUAUAUGAGGACGAUGAUUUAGUGGCCACUGUGGAGGAGAGCAGCUUUGUCCAGCGGAAAUACGAGAAGUACUUCGACAUGGUUAUUGUGAACGAGGACUUCGAUGAGACGUUCCGUCAGGUGGUGGAAACUUUGGAUCAGAUGAGCCACGAGGAGCAGUGGGUGCCUGUCAACUGGAUCUACUAAAAGCUACUACAGUUUCGCCUUCUUGCAUAUAGAGGAAAUAUAUACAACAAAAACCUAUUGCCUAUCAUCACAAUGAAUGGGAUUGUUCCAGUAAUUGAAGCUUCAAAUCGCAGCACAAUACGAAUCUUAAACACACGAAGAAGUUAACUUUUUUCAAUACUACUCCCUGUUAAUGAAAUGAGCGUAUUGUGUUUUGAAAACUCCGCAAAAUCGGUUAAUUCAAGAAUCAAUUACUGCUAUUUUCCUCUUUAAGUAUCAGUUAUGUAUAUAUGCAAUGUUUUGUAUAAUUUGAAAUGCGCCCUCCGUUUACAAUUCAGUUUUCCUUAAGUGUAAGCCUAAUUUUACGAAACGAAUUCGUCCAUUUUACAACCUCGUAUUGUUUUAUUUAUACAAAAUAUUGAUUUAUUUCAAUGCAUAUCUCUUCAGUUUAUAAUUUUAACGAAUCUCCUCAGUACAAUCCUUUCUGCCAAUAUUUCUUGUAGUUUUUAGACUUGUUUGAAAAAAAUGUAUAAGUUUAACGAACUAGUUGAAUAUUGAUGUGGAGUAAAGCAAAUAAAAUACGAAUAAAUUUGGCUCAAAGAAA